AUGGCUACUCGACGCCCAGCGUCGUCCCGUUCGAGGAUGCCGCCUCCAGCAAACCCACCAAUACGCUCACGAUCAGUCUUGUCAAAACCGAUUUCACAGCCGCCGUCAUCGUCCAGCAGCGAGCUGGGCGAUUCAGCUGCGAGCCGAAACCAAGAGGGGGGAACCAAUAUCCAAGUCGUCGUUCGAUGUCGUCGUCGCUCAGAUCGUGAAAUUCAAGAGAACUCGCCUAUCAUUGUCACCUCGGCUGGAGCAAAGAGCAAGGAAGUGUCGAUCGAGACGGGCUCUGGAAGUUCAAGCUUGGGGGUCGUCACAAUGCCGCCAACUAGAACAUACCCUUUCGACCUCGUUUUUGGCCCCGAAGCAGAUCAAGCAAUGGUUUAUCAUGAAGUUGUCAGCCCUAUGUUGGAGCAAGUCUUGCAGGGUUACAAUUGCACCCUAUUUGCAUACGGGCAAACAGGGACAGGUAAAACCUACACUAUGCAGGGUGAUCUUGCGCGAACACCUAUGGGAAAUCCCUCUGCCCAUGCUGGCAUGAUCCCCAGAGUCCUAUUCCGCCUCUUCCAUCAACUGGAGACCUCCAGCGCCGACUACAGCGUGAAGAUAUCGUUCGUCGAGCUGUAUAACGAAGAGCUUCGCGAUCUCCUGGCCUCUGAGCUAUCUGCACCUAGUGGCUCUACACAACCGAUGGGCAUGGCCUCCAAAGACAAGCAAGGAGAAGGCGGUCUGAAAAUCUUUGACGACUCGGGGAAGAAAGGGGUUUUCAUUCAGGGACUCGAGGAAAUUGCUGUGAAGGACUCCAGGGAUGCACUUGCUCUCCUCGUCAAGGGCAGCGAAAGGCGGCAAUCUGCAGCAACCAACUUCAACGAACAUUCCAGUCGCUCCCACUCGGUGUUCUCCAUCACCGUCCACACCAAGGACACUUCUUUUGGGGAGGACCUUCUCAAAACCGGUAAGCUCCAUCUCGUUGACCUUGCGGGCUCGGAGAACAUUGGUCGCUCGGGUGCCGAAAACAAACGCGCAAGAGAAGCCGGUAUGAUUAACCAGAGUCUUCUCACUCUUGGUCGUGUCAUCAAUGCCCUGGUGGACAAGGCACACCACGUACCCUACCGGUCAGUCUUCCCCAUUCUCUUUCUCAGAGAAUCGAAACUCACCCGCCUCCUCCAAGAUUCUCUUGGUGGCCGAACCAAAACCUGUAUCAUUGCCACAAUCUCUCCUGCUCGCUCCAACUUGGAGGAGACCCUGUCCACCCUCGACUAUGCGCUUCGAGCCAAGUCCAUCAAGAACAAACCCGAGCUUAACCAGCGAAUGACACGCAAUGCCCUGCUGAAGGAGUACGUCGCAGAAAUCGACAGACUGAAGGCUGACCUCCUUGCCGCUCGAGAGAAGAACGGCUUUUACAUAUCUGAAGACAGCUGGAAAGAAAUGGAGACUAAACGGGAGAUGCGUGAAACCGAACUCGUGGAAGCCAAGAAACAGGUGCAAAUCGUAGAGGGACAAUUGCGGAAUGUGCAGGAGGAAUACGACCAGAGCAUCGGGCUUCUUAUGCAACGAGAGGACGAGCUGAAGCAGACCAGGGGCCAGCUCAGCGCUGCGAAAGAGAAACUGGCCCAGCAGGAGAAGGACUUGCAGGCGACCAAAGUCGCAUUGAAGGAGGAAGAGCUGGUUCGGAAGGCCUAUCAAGAUUCGGAGAGGAACCUCAACGGUAUUGCCACUGGUUUGAAGUCGACGGUGACUCAGAGUACCAGAGACGUAGAAGGACUCCAUGCCAAACUUGAACGCAAGAAUGCUGUCCUUUCUUCCAACAGGAGAACCGUCAAUAAAUACGGCAAAGAAACCCUCUCGUCCGCCAAUUCCGUAUCGACUUCUAUCGACACCUAUGUCUCUGCCGCCGCCGACGUCCACCACAACCUUGCCAACAAAGCAGAGGAGAUCAUCGCAUCCGAAAGCGAGUCACUAUCCAACAACCUCCAGGCGCUCGAGAAACAGGGCGAUGCCAAUCGACAUCUGUUCCAAAGGAUGGCAGAGGACGACGAGGCUGAAACAAGAGUUUUUGCUGCCCUUGAACAAGAUCUGCAGAAGGUCCACUCAGCAUUCGAGAUGGAACUGACGACAUGGAGGACGACCGUCAAGGAUGCCCUCCAGGUCUCCUGUGGUGAAAUAGGCGCUGCUGUCGAGAAGCACAACGUUGUAAUCGAACAAUCUGUCGACGCUCUUCAAGCCGCCUUGGAUGACAUUGUUCGACGUGCGAAGCAGUAUCUCCAAGAACAGCGACAUAUCAUCGCCGAAAUGAAGGAGUCUGCGGAUAGCCACGCUGCAUCCGAGAUCGCUCGGUUGAAGAAGGAGAACGAAUGGCUGUCCAAACUGGUGGAUAAGGAGAGGAAGCAAGCCGAAGCUUCGAAGGACAAUCUAAUUCAGAGGAUAUCGGGUCUGCUGGGUAACUUCCUUGACGAGCGUGAUGCAUCGUUACGGGCAUCAGUCAAGGACAUACAGCAAAAACAUGAUCAACACGCCGAGUCGAGCGGAGCAUACUUUGCACAGCAAGACAAACGGCUGUCGACUGUCGGCGACAAGUCGAAGGUGUUUGAAACGUCCCUACAGCAGGCAUCACGGGAGGGCAAGAGGAAACGGGAAGCGGUCGGGGAGACGGUCAAGAAUACCCAGCAACUACUGGAUGCUAGGCUCAGCGAACUGCAAGGCACCACGGGCCAAAAGGUCGAGGGGAUGUCUGUAUAUGUUCGCCAGCAUGGACAGCGGAUCAUGGGCUCCUUGUCGACAAGUCUGGAAGAGCAAACACGAAUCAAGAGGGCGAGAAUCGAGAAGACAGAAUCGAUACAGGCUGGAUUGGAAUCGGAACAGGAGCUUGUUCAGUCAACGUUGAACUCGACAUAUCAGGCUGUCGAGGGCUUCGCAUCACAAGUUAUCUCGAAUGUUGCAACGCUGGAGGACCUUGCCAGCAAACAUCAAGAGACGUCGCGUCGCAACAUCGACGCGCUACAGAGGACAGCCGGUACAGUCCUCGAGAAGGGUGCGAAGGAAGACCAACCGACCGGCCAGACACCCCAGAAGCGACAGUGGAACUAUGUGUCGCAGUGGCAGCUCACCCAGGAACGCGACGAAAUCCUCCACGACUGGCGUGUUCAGAAUGGUCAACUCCCUGUCCAAGAACCGCAGGACGACUCAGCGAGCGACACGCGAACCCCGCCUCCCGAACUCCCGAAACCCCGUGUCUCAUCCGGUGCUGAGAACUCCAUCCCCGUUCAAAGACCCAUGGAGAAAGAGCGAUCUACACCGCCAGUCAAGCAAGAACUUCCCAUCAAGACUCGCGAGUCGCUUAAGGAAAUGAGGUCGUCUAUCCCUGUCGAAACAUUGGCAGAAUCGAGGAAACGUAACGUGUCGACUCGGUCAAGAAGACAGUGA
This is a messenger RNA of Coprinopsis cinerea okayama7#130, 3417 nucleotides long. RefSeq names its product kinesin. NCBI's taxonomy places the organism in Eukaryota, Fungi, Basidiomycota, Agaricomycetes, Agaricales, Psathyrellaceae. The transcript is spliced from 7 exons. Gene Ontology annotation, molecular function: ATP binding; microtubule binding; plus-end-directed microtubule motor activity. Gene Ontology annotation, cellular component: nucleus; spindle microtubule. Bases 1 to 3417 code for a protein of 1138 amino acids. Gene Ontology annotation, biological process: mitotic spindle assembly; microtubule-based movement. The record is from RefSeq and is a predicted model, not a curated record.